Messenger RNA from Anoplophora glabripennis (Asian longhorned beetle), 1129 nucleotides. RefSeq lists its product as uncharacterized. The record is from RefSeq and is a predicted model, not a curated record. NCBI's taxonomy places the organism in Eukaryota, Metazoa, Arthropoda, Insecta, Coleoptera, Cerambycidae.
GUUAUAGCCCUUUCAUCCAAUUUACGGUGGAAGAAGAAGACGAGAACAAAAGUGUUCCGUUUCUUGACACUAAAGUUUUCAGAGCUGAAAACAAUAUUCUGUACACAUCGUGGUAUACAAAACCUGGGGCAUCAGGACGAUACUUGCAUUUUGCAUCGUAUCACCCCAUGAAACAGAAAAUUAAUUUAUUGCUAGGGAUGAAAAACAGGGUCUUACGUACGUCACAUCGUUCAAAAACGAUGGAAAACCUGAGAAAACUUGCUCAGUUGUUCCUUAAAUGUGGUUACCCAAGUAGGCUUGUUAACAAAAUUCUUUUUAAUAGAAAUAAUGAUUUACAAGUUCUUUCUCCUUCACAUUCUGUUCUUGAUGAUGGGUUAGGCAGCACUUCCCAUACAAACAAUGUUGUCAAUAAUAUUUCGGUUCAUUCAAAUUCUUCAUAUUUUUCAUUACCCUAUAUAGAAUCUAUAACUUGGAAAUUAAAAAACAUUUUUUCAGAUAUGAAUGACAUUCGACUAGCUUUUACGAAUAAAUUAAUUAUUAAAAAUAUUUUUUCUAGUCUUAAAGAUGAAGUUCCUUUAUUAUAUAAAUCUAAUGUUGUAUAUAGUAUUCCAUGUAAAGAUUGUCAAAAAGUUUAUAUUGGGCAGACUGGUAGGAGGCUUAAAGAUAGAAUUGUUUCUCAUAAAAGUGACAUUAGACUCAAUAAGAAUUCUUGUAUGUUGUCAAACCAUACAAAUAGUUGUAAACAUGAUAUUGAUUUUAACGAAGUAAGUAUAAAAUUUACAGAAAAUAAUUAUUUUAAAAGAAAUUUCCUUGAGAUGUGCAGCAUUUUUCAAUGUGAUAACACUAUGAAUAGACGUUCUGACAUUGAUAACUUAAGUAUCAUGUUCACAUAUUUGUUAAGUAUUAAUAAUAAUAAUUCUUCUAUUAAUGACGUUAGUGAAUCCAGCUUAUAGAAAUUAUUUUUCAAAAUUUAGCGCUAAAUUUCACUUUCUUCUUAUUUCUAAAAUUUACUUGUUCCAUGGUUGUCUCAAUCAUUUUGUUCUGUUUACUUUUUGUGUCAGUAAAAUUUUGGUUAUGAUUCUUUGGUUCAAUUAUGAUUCCAUGCUGCCACAUGGCUGAGCAAAGUUUU